UGGGGGUGAAAGAGUCAGAUCUGGAUGACUCGUGCGUGAGGUAAUCUUCCGAGAUAGCGAACUGAGUUAAAGUGGAAUCAGAGUUUUAGACGAGGAUGCAGAGGAGUAGAGAGUGGAGGUCGAGUACGAGCAAGGAGUGAAGAGGUGUUGAUUGUAGAGGAGUAUUGAAGAAGCAGCGAGUAUUUCCUGUUUAGUUUAACAGUGAAUAUCAGUAGUGAACAAAGCAGGUAAAGAAGAGACAAAAACACGGCUUAUCAGCAGCAGCAGCUCGAGCGAGCGAGCGCAGCAGCAGCGUCCGUCGGAAACGCCCGUGUCCGCCGAGAACCUAAACCUCGGCCUGGCACUUUUGAUCCCCUUUACCUUCUCCUAGACUCUUGUGUUCUAUAUAUCAUCCCCUGUGAUAAUAGUUGAAGCGCGCGAUGGAGUUUGCGACGAGUUCGUAUAAUUGGUUUGAUAAAAUAUCGGCGACGUUGAGUACGCCUGCGAACGGGUUUAUCUUGAUUGAUAGCAAGACCGGGAUGUGUCUAGAUGUGAGAGGGGUAGCUCAGAAAGAAGAUGCCUCGAAACUCUUCCUGGCUGCCAAAGAGUCUGUUUUGGAUGAGUCUGGAAACGGCGCUGUUGAGUAUCGGAAAUCACGGAUAUUACUCCAUCAAGAACCAAACUGCUUAGUAGGCGUAUACCUCAACCCGCAGAAACCGUCCGGAUUAAGCUGAAUCCUCCGUCAUUUCCUACUUUCUUUUUUUCAUAUUUGUCUCGACGAUUAUCAUUAUUCCGCUAUAAACACCGCGGGUUCAUUCAUAUCGGGGGUCUGUCUACUCGCUUCGUUGCGUACUUGCUCUGGUUUGGGUUUAUUUUUAUUUCUUGUUGCUAUUGUAUCAUCCUUUGAGCGAGCAGAGGGGUUUUCCGUUCCUGUGUACAUUUUUAUUUGUAUUGUUUGCGCUGGGGUUGGUUGUUAAUCAGCGCUCCAGCUGGUCGGGUUUUUUUGUAUAUUGAUUGCAUCUGGCGUUUGUUCUCUAGUCACGCAUAUUCUCGUCGUAUAAUCACAGUUUUAGAAAUACACUUCUAGCUUAU
Messenger RNA from Myxozyma melibiosi, 1071 nucleotides. RefSeq lists its product as uncharacterized. The annotation marks the transcript as partial. The record is from RefSeq and is a predicted model, not a curated record. NCBI's taxonomy places the organism in Eukaryota, Fungi, Ascomycota, Lipomycetes, Lipomycetales, Lipomycetaceae. The transcript is spliced from 4 exons.